AUGUCGGUUACCCCAAAUCGCCAUGUGCUGUUUUUCGCAGGGCAAGGCUCACACCAGCAUUUGACAAACCCUGCCCAUAUGCGUUUUGGGAUUUUCUUCGCCAGUGCCGUGAGGCCUUUCACAUCGAACUCGAGAGUCCUCGAGCUCAUGCUGUUCCAAUCGCAUAAUGAAUGCAAGACUGUCAUUGAAGCAAGUGGUAUUUGCACAGGCAUCUUACCGGCAAUAUUGGCAGCUUCGUUUGUGUCUUACAGCUCCCCAAACUUUAUCGCCUCGGCUGUUGAGCUGUUCCGGCUUACGUUCUGGAUUGGACUAAGAGCAUCGCUACCGAGUCGUUUCCCUCCUAAUGUUGAGUGGCAAAAGACACCCUGUAUUCUUAGCGGCACAGAUGGCGCUUACGGCGACGCGCGAAUCUUAGGCAUCUUCGGUAGCAAAAACAUAUCGAUUUGCGGCUCAAAUAGUAGACUCAACGAUAUCAAGUCCAAGCUUGCUGCUGGAAAUAUUGACUAUAGGUGGGCAAACGUCCACGCCGUUUACCAUGGAGGUGACCAAAUGCAACAUACACUACAGAAUACACUCAACGACGUAGAGAGACGAGGCAUAGAGUUCCCAAAUUGGGAUAUGCUACACAUUCCUCUGUGGUCGGCGACAGAUGGGUCGCAAAAUUCCGAGCCGAAAACCAAGGGCAAGACACUUCUUGAUGCGGCGCUGAGAAGCAUUUUUAUCGACAUGGUAGACUGGAGAACAAUGUCAAAUAAGAUACUCAACUUUCAUCUGAAAAAUCUGGAUACCAGUUCCACUGCCAAGGUUUGUUUAACCGUCAUCGGGCCUGGUUCCAAGAUGCUUUUCCACUCAUUCCAAGUCCUCAAACAUCCAAACCUGGACAUGAUUGAAAGCUGUUUCGACUACAUGUCCCUGCCGUCCUCAGACGACAUGCCAUCGCUGGGCUAUCAGUCAAUUACCCUGGUGGUACGUGCCGCUCCGGUGUCAUACUAG
Trichoderma virens Gv29-8 is the source of this 993-nucleotide messenger RNA. RefSeq lists its product as uncharacterized. Bases 1 to 993 code for a protein of 330 amino acids. The transcript has 4 exons. The record is from RefSeq and is a predicted model, not a curated record. NCBI's taxonomy places the organism in Eukaryota, Fungi, Ascomycota, Sordariomycetes, Hypocreales, Hypocreaceae. Gene Ontology annotation, molecular function: transferase activity.